Molecule: messenger RNA, 1557 nt
Organism: Nerophis lumbriciformis (worm pipefish)
Lineage: Eukaryota; Metazoa; Chordata; Actinopteri; Syngnathiformes; Syngnathidae
Source: RefSeq, a predicted model, not a curated record
AUGGCAGAUGACCUGGACAUCGAGGCCAUGCUGGAGGCUCCAUACAGGAAGGACGACAAGACCACCAGCCCCAAUGGGGGGGAGGAACAGGCCAAGAGGAAGAAGCGGAGCCGCAGCCGUGAACGCAAGCGUAGCAAGAGUCGAGAGAGGAAGCGGAGCCGCAGCCGCGAGCGCAAACGCAGCCGCGAGAAGCGGCGCAGUCGCAGCAGAGAGCGUCGGCGCAGUCGCGAGAGAGGCGGACGCUACAGAGACUACCACAAGACGCGGAAGCGAUCCAGGAGCAGGAGUCCCGUGAGGAGAGAGAAAAGUCCGGUUCGGAGAGAGAAAAGUCCGGUUCGGAGAGACAAGAGUCCAAUCAGGAGGGAGAAAAGUCCUAACAAGCCGCCAGUGGACAAUUUGACUCCAGAGGAGCGAGAUGCCCGCACAGUCUUCUGCAUGCAGCUGGCUGCCCGCAUUCGUCCUCGAGACCUGGAGGACUUCUUUUCUGCCGUGGGAAAGGUUCGAGAUGUGAGGAUGAUCUCGGACAGGAAUUCCCGUCGGUCCAAGGGCAUCGCCUACAUCGAGUUCGUGGAGGCAAGCUCCGUUCCUCUUGCCAUCGGGCUGACCGGGCAAAGGCUGCUGGGAGUUCCCAUCAUCGUGCAGGCCUCGCAGGCUGAGAAGAACCGAGCGGCGGCGGCUGCAGCGGCCGCCAACAACCUUCAGAAAGGCUCAUCAGGACCCAUGAGGCUCUACAUCGGCUCGCUGCACUUCAACAUUACAGAAGAGAUGCUGAGAGGAAUAUUUGAGCCCUUCGGACGGAUCGAAGGCAUCCAGCUGAUGAUGGACAGUGAGACGGGUCGGUCCAAAGGAUACGGCUUCAUUACGUUCGCAGAUGCCGAGUGCGCCAAGAAAGCGCUGGAGCAGCUGAAUGGCUUCGAGCUAGCCGGUCGGCCCAUGAAGGUGGGUCACGUGACGGAGCGCAGUGACGGCUCAGCUGCUGCCUCCCUGCUGGACAGCGACGAGCUGGAGCGCACCGGUAUCGACCUGGGGACCACCGGGCGCCUGCAGCUCAUGGCCCGCCUCGCCGAGGGUACGGGCCUGCAGAUACCCCCGGCUGCCCAGCAAGCCCUCCAGAUGAGCGGCGCCAUCGCAAUCGGCGCCAUGGCUGCCGUCUCGGCUGCCAUGAAUCCAUCCAUGAACCUGAACAUGAACCCACCGGCGCUCAACCUUCCUUCUCAACCAUUGGCCACGCACUGUUUCCAGCUCUCCAACAUGUUCAACCCAAGCAGUGAAGAUAAUCCCGGCUGGGAGUUGGACAUCCAGCACGACGUAAUCGAGGAGUGCAACAAACAUGGCGGCGUGGUGCACAUCUAUGUGGACAAAAACUCUGCAGAGGGUAAUGUCUACGUGAAGUGUCCGUCCAUCCCCGCAGCCAUGGCGGCCGUCAGCGCACUUCAUGGACGAUACUUUGCCGGCAAGAUGAUCAAGGCGGCGUACGUCCCCCUUCCUACCUACCACAACUUGUUCCCGGACGCCGCCACGGCGACGCAGCUGCUGGUCCCGCCCCCUCGCCGAUGA